CGCAGUAAGCUGCUGUAAACCGUGCACCGCGCACACACUGUCAAACGGUCGUUCGUACUCUGGAAUCAGAUGUGAAAAUAGUUUCCUGCAGAUCCAUCAGAGACGGUGGUGAGAGAAUCUCUUCUGCUGUGUAUUCUGUGAUACGGUGAUACGGAGAAACGUCCUGUUGUCUUGGGCCUCAACUGUUACAAAUCCAUUCCAUCGGUCGGUUUCGUCCUUCAAGUGCGCACAGAAUAUAUAUCUUUUUAAGGAUCACCUUUCUCGGCUAGUGUUGAAGGCUAAUAAGUGCGAAGAUGGAUAGUUUCUUGGGAAGUUCGGAUAGUGGUGUUCCAAAGGACUUGGGUGAAAUGUCGAAGGAACAAUUCGGUGACCUCAUAACGGACCACUCCCGUUUUCCUGGUGGCGAAGAAAAAACAGACAUUUCACAAAAAUUUCCAUCCGAGGUAGAUCUGUUGGGAGAUUCUUUUACGUUGCCCUCUGCCACUCAUACUGCGCCGGACAAUAAAGUGCUGGAGAAAGAAAAAGAAAACUUUGAUGAUUUCUUUAUGGGGGUAGAUAAAAAGUCCAAUUCCGAGGCCGCUGCAGCAUCCUCGAUUAGUAAUCUUAUUGAUGUGGGUGAACCCGAUAUGUUCGAACCAAAGAAGAAAUUUAACAACGAACCAGAGAAAUCCCUUUUUACCGACUCGACUCCAUUUGGUGCCGGGUCGGAUGAGCUGGUGCAUGUAAAGGACGAAAUUGAAAGUGAUUACAUGAACCCGUACGCCGAGGUUCGUCCUACUCCAGUGCAAAGUCAGAAGGUAGAAGAACAACCAGCUGUUCCGCCGUCAUCCACCAACCAGGAUGAUUUAUUCGAUGAUUUUGUUAGUCACACUAAGAAAAAUGAUCUAUUCGAUGAGCCCAUGUUCGCUGAUUCAUCAUCGUCAGCUGCUGUGGUCCCGGCUGUUGUAGCCCCCGUAGCUCCAGCCCCGGCAGCCGUCGUUACUCCAGCUCCGGCUCCAGCUCCUCCUGUGGUAUCAGCACCACCGCCGGUUGAGCCACCCAAAGCGAAGACCCCCGUUGAGGAUAAACCAAAGGCACCACCGGCCGCCGCCGCUCCAGCUUCAUCUUCUAAGGCAUCCACUUCCAACGACCAGUGUAUUCAAGCUGAGAAAAUAUUCAAACAGUUCGGUUUAGAUGCUUGGUUCAAGCCGGAAAAACUGCACCCAGUCGUGGAAUCCCUGAUCUACUGGCGCGAUGUGAAGAAAUCGGGUGCCGUGUUCGGCGCCGGCCUCACCAUCCUGAUCGCCAUGUCGCUGUUCUCGCUGAUCAGCGUCUUCUCGUACGUGUCCCUGUUGGCCCUGUUCGGUACCGUCUCGUUCCGGAUCUACAAAAAUGUGCUGCAGGCAGUGCAAAAGACCUCCGAGGGACACCCAUUCAAAGAAUACCUGGACACUGAUCUGGCCCUGUCGCAGGAGAAGGUUCAACAGCUGAGCACGGUGGCCGUGGCACAUGUCAACGCCCUGGUAACGGAACUGCGUCGUUUGUUCCUGGUGGAGGACCUGGUCGAUUCCAUCAAGUUUGGCGUGGUCCUGUACUGUCUCACCUACGUCGGUGCCAUCUUCAACGGAAUGACGUGCGUCAUCAUCGCAUUUGUCGCACUGUUCACCUUGCCAAAGGUCUACGAGAACAACAAGCAGUCCAUCGAUGCUUACUUGGAGCUGGUCAGAAGCAAAAUCCUGGAAGUUUCCGACAAGAUUAAGGCUGCCGUUCCUAUCGGCAAGAAGGCCGAAACCGAGAAGGAUAAAUAAGAUGAUGUAGUUUAUAUUUUUAAAAGAACCAUUUUUUAUUUUUUAUUUAUUGAACUAUUAACUACAAUGGGAAGAAUGAAAAUUAACCUAAACGAAAAACAAAAUCGAAUCUUUUAUUCCCACGCAAAUCUAUUGUUUAGAAUGUAUUCGUUUUAUUGCCAAGUACUACCCAUAUGAGUCACAUGAAAUCUAAAUACUUGAACGAUUUAAAUUUAAGCAGAUUACCAACAAGAUUGCGAUAAGAAUGAUGAAUAAAACAGUUUAAGAUUACCUUUCCGUUGCCUUUAUUUUAUCCUCGUGAAUAAUCAAUGGAUCAAUACAAGAGAAAACUCACACUCACACAUAGACAAAAGUAUGCGUAGUAGUAAUAGCUGUAAUAAUCCAAAUAAAAACUCUUUAAAUAAGAGAAAAAUCGAAUGCAAAAUUGAGAUUCACACUCAAUGAAAAGUUUCAACAACAAUUAAAAUUCUUUCGAAGUAUCAUUUUGUGGUCUUGAGAUUGUGGUGAUAACGUAAUUCACUCGCCUACAUCACUCUCACUCACACUACAGAAAUUCACUCAUCGAUCGAAGUCAACACCACAAACUCGGUUUAAAUGUUUAUCAAAACAGAUUAAGUAUUAGCAGAAAAUAUGAAGAAAACAAAACAAAAAAUCACUUAACCAUCGUCGUUAAGGUUUUGGUUAACACCCCGCCUCCGUGUUACAGAAUAAUCGUUUUCUUUACUCUUAUUUUGAGGUUGUGAUCAUAUUGUUUCGUGCGUGUGUUGUUUUCCGUUUUUCCGCAACGAAUCGAGCAAAGUCCAAAACAGAAGCGAAAUCCGCACUCACACACGCGCGCGCGCCGUUGUAGCCGUUACGUUGGUUGAACCAAUUCAAAUAUUUUUGCUAAAAACUGCAAAUCGUGAAAUUGCUUGCGCAAAAACAAAUCCAAUUCGCUUAAAUUUGUGUAAAAUUAUCGAGGCGAGCAAGGCAAGUGGCUAUAUUCAUAUUUGUAAAUGUAUAAUUCGUAUAAGAGUAAGAGCUUGUUUGAAGUGAAGCGUGAAGCAAAAAGCAAAUUACCUUGAAAGAAAAAUGCAACAAAACACGCGGCGUCGAAUCCCUAAGCUAAUUCUGUUGAAACCUGUGCAUUAUUUAAGCAACAUGUGAAAUGCAAGAAAACAUAUAAAUAUCGAAUCUUUUUUCCGUUACUCGUUAUCGUAAGCGUUUGUUUUUAGCCUAAAUGAGCAGAAACCAUUUUUCGAUUCACCUUUUUCUAGAAGUAAAUUGGAGAAGCAAAGAAAAAAAAUCAGUAGCAUGUACCAACACUACAUGAGAGGAACUUCAUAACAAGCACAUACACGAAUGGAAACAAAAAAAAAAAUGCUUAAAGAAAACUUUAUUAUUAUAAUUCAUUAUUGAAGUGCGAAAGUAAGAAGAAACAAAACAAAUAUAUAAGAAUUGUCAUCAAUGCAAAAGAAUGAACUAAUAAAAUGGACGAUGAGAAACUGAA
Molecule: messenger RNA, 3276 nt
Organism: Aedes albopictus (Asian tiger mosquito)
Lineage: Eukaryota; Metazoa; Arthropoda; Insecta; Diptera; Culicidae
Gene: Rtnl1
Product: reticulon-1-A
Exons: 6
Coding region: 294-1787 (497 amino acids)
Cellular component (GO): axon; endoplasmic reticulum membrane
Source: RefSeq, a predicted model, not a curated record